Molecule: messenger RNA, 1257 nt
Organism: Pyrenophora tritici-repentis Pt-1C-BFP
Lineage: Eukaryota; Fungi; Ascomycota; Dothideomycetes; Pleosporales; Pleosporaceae
Biological process (GO): protein deubiquitination
Molecular function (GO): cysteine-type deubiquitinase activity
Source: RefSeq, a predicted model, not a curated record
AUGGAGAAUGCAUCAGAUGGUCGCCCGCAUCGGCAAUCCGCGCGUGGCGAGUUGUCAGGUGGUGAGCCUUCCAACUUCAAAGCCUCAGGACCCAAGGCCCGGUUCCAAGAUCCAAACUGGCCUGAAGAUGACCCGGAGUCAGCCUCCCAACCGCUCGUGAUCUCAAAGACCAGCAUGUUGGCGAAUACGGCCAGACGCUUCCGCAAGCGACAAAGCGUGCACUACCAUCCCAGUCCACCUGGGUGUCAUAACGUACUUGACAUACCAUAUCUCAUGAUACCUACGUGCUACGACAACAGGAUUGAAGAAUUCGGGGAAUACCUGCUACCCAAUGCUGUAAUUCAAGGAUUGCGGACGACUCUAAGCUUCAGUGGCUGCCUUGCCAGCGUCCAACCAAAAGCAGGGAUCGAGGAGACCGUUGCUCGACUGUUCACGCAGCUCAAUCUUGGCCCAUCAUCCGGAGCUGACUCGUUUUCCCCACUCCUUGAAGUGUUCAAUACGAUAGCUGCUCAUUAUUAUGACGACUCAAAUCCGACGAGACGGCUCCGUGCUCAAGGUUUCGACGUCAACGAAAGCACCAUGCAGGACGCAGCGGAAUUUUACGACUACUUUGCUGAACACAUGUUCCCUCCCAUCAAGAGCCAUCUGCGUGAUUGGUUCGUGCAGCGGUUCAGAAAGUGCGCCCAUUGCAAGGCGGAGAUGGCUAGUGGUGAAAAAGAGGUUGAACACAUGAUCAAAGUCCUCAUCCCGGACAAGGUACAGGCCCUACUGAAGCUCCAGGACAUGCUCCCAUACGAUAAGUGGAAUGAGCCCGAAGGUUUUAGCUGCCAGAAAUGCAGUGGCCAAUCUCACCAAGUGACAGAGCGACCGUUAUCGCUACCAAACCUCUUUUUGGUGCAAUUGUGUAGAUUCCGUCAGGGAGUCCAGGCCAAGAAGACGAAUCUCAUCCAGUUUCCAAUAGGGGAGACGGAAGUCAUAGCCUCUGCUGGAACAGGCAAAUACCGGGUAGACGGUGUCUUUUAUCGCUCAGGAAUCGGUGUCGACACUGGGCACUACUACACCAUCCCCAGAGAUGUUGAAGAUUCGUCAAGGUGGGUGAAAUGGGACGAUAGCCAGAGGUCAGUGGUGUCGGUGGAAGAAGUCGUCACGAAUGAGGCCUACAUUCUAGUGAUGAGGCAGAUGACAACGCAGAAACUAAGGUGGAUAGACCGGAUGCAGCAGUGCCAAAGAAGAUCGUACCUCGUCCUUCGUUUCUAA